Closterium sp. NIES-65 is the source of this 924-nucleotide messenger RNA. NCBI's taxonomy places the organism in Eukaryota, Viridiplantae, Streptophyta, Zygnematophyceae, Desmidiales, Closteriaceae. The record is from the annotation of a GenBank genome assembly.
AUGGCUUCCACCACAAUGUCUGCCUCCGCGCACGUUGCCGCCGCUGCCGGAUCCGCGCUGCAAUCCUCCGCAGUCGCCAAGUCGUCCGCCGCGCGUUUCGUCGCGAAGCCCGCGUUCGGCGCGUCGCUCGAGUCGAGGGAUCUCGCCGGAGCGCGCCUGGUGACACGUGAGGCCGGCGCUGCCAGGAAUGCGGCCAUGUCCCCGUCGGUCGCGCGCGCAGCUCUUUCUCAGGACGACCUGAAGAAGCUCGCGGCGGAGAAGGCGGUGGAGUACGUGAAGAGCGGCAUGGUGGUGGGGCUGGGCACGGGCUCCACGGCCGCCUUCGCCGUCGCCAAGAUCGGCGAGCUGCUCAAGGAGGGCAAGCUCAAGGACAUCGUCGGUAUCCCCACCUCCAAGCGCACGGAGGAGCAGGCGCUGUCGCUCGGCAUCCCCCUCUCCGUCCUGGACGACCACCCCAAGCUGGACGUGGCUAUCGACGGCUCUGACGAGGUCGACCCCGACCUCAACCUCGUCAAGGGGCGCGGCGGCGCGCUGCUGCGCGAGAAGAUGGUGGAGCAGGCCUCGGCCAAGUUCAUUGUGAUUGUCGACGACACCAAGCUGGUGGACGGUCUGGGCGGCAGUGGGCUGGCAAUGCCGGUGGAGAUUGUACAGUUCUGCUGGAAAUACACGCUCAACCGCCUCAAGGCCCUGCCGGAGGUCGCUGGGUGCGAGGCGAAGCUGCGCAUGGAGGGGGACAAGCCGUAUGUGACUGACAACUCCAACUACAUUGUCGAUCUCUACUUCAAGACGCCCAUCAAGGACUCGUACGCAGCAGCCAAGGCGAUCGAUGGGCUGCAGGGCGUGGUGGACCACGGGCUGUUCCUGGACAUGGCCACCACUGUCAUCAUCGCUGGCUCUGAUGGCAUCACCGUCAAGAGCAAGUGA